Molecule: messenger RNA, 5397 nt
Organism: Schistosoma margrebowiei
Lineage: Eukaryota; Metazoa; Platyhelminthes; Trematoda; Strigeidida; Schistosomatidae
Source: the annotation of a GenBank genome assembly
GCGGCGGGUUUUUUGUUUGUUCGUCAAGGUCAUCGGCCUUCAAAAAUGUCAUUUCUGAAAAACUGUCGUGUUUUACUAAAGAGUGCAAACUCGGAUAUACUACAGUCGCCUCAACACUACAAUGUUAUAUUGGAAAAUCGAUUUGUGAGAGGUGCUUUAUUAUUUGAUUCAGGGGCUGUCGCACAUAUCAGUUCUUAUGAAUUCGACUUUCGAAAGUGCCAAUAUACGAAAGCUGUUGACGCUUAUGCAUGCCUAGGCGUAUUAGUUCCCAUGAUAUCACCUACUUCUGACUCGAGCAUUAUGGCGCCACAGUCUUAUCUUGUAUUGGUUACUGGAUGUACUUCUGUGGGCAAGUUGCCGCUCUUUGAGGUUUUUCGCAUCACCAACGUGAUAUUCAUCAAUCUGAAGUGUCAAGGAGUUGAAGAAGACAUAUACCCUGAUCUCCGAAAACUACUGUCAUCGGGAAUGUUUUACUUUGCCCGAUCCAAUAUUGAUGGGAAACCAUUUGAUUUAACUGUUAACAUUCAGAAUCGAAGUCGUUUGGGUGAUGAAAUUUUGACUUCCAGUGAUAUAUACACUCGGGGUGAUACUGGACUAAAUUUUCUGUGGAACAAAGGUUUGAUGGGACCUUUGAUACGAGCUGGAAUCAAUCCUAGUGAUUGGUUGGUAUCCAUAAUAUGUGGUGGAUUCGAGGUUUGUACAGUUUAUUGCAGCGCUGGUCAAGCUCGAGUUGGUGUCGUAUCAAGAGUGUCAGCUCAAAGACCUGGUACACGUUUUCAUGUACGCGGGAUAAAUGAUUGUGGCGAUGUUGCUAAUUUUGUUGAAACAGAACAGUUUAUCUAUUUAGGUGACUCAGUCAGUAGUUAUAUUCAAGUUCGUGGUACAGUUCCAUUAUUUUGGGAGCAACCAGGUUUACAAGUUGGUUCACAUAAAAUUUCACUUAGUCGACCGUUAGAAAUAUCAAUGAGUGCAUUCGAACGUCAUUUUAUGAAUUUAAUAUCACAAUAUGGAUCAGUUGGUGUUGUUAAUUUGUUAGGUUGUAAACAAGGCGAAGCAAUGCUUAGUAAAGCCUAUCAGGAACAACAUAGAAAAUCGUCUUUUCGAAAUACUAUCCACCAUAUUAUAUUUGAUUAUCAUUCGGAAUUACAAUCGAAAGGUGCAAAAAGUUUAGAAUGGAUAAAUCAACAGAUCAGUCGGUUAAUUGAUGAUUGGGGAUAUUUCUAUGCAAAUGGUCAACAGGUAGAAUUAUGUCAAACUGGAGUGCUUAGAAUAAAUUGUGUAGACUGUUUAGAUAGAACAAAUGCAAUUGAAACACUUGUCGGUGUUCAAAUAAUUCUUCCUAAAAUGUUAAUGAGCCUUGGUGUAAAUGUUAAAGAUCAACAUAAUGUGAUAAGUCGUUUUGUUGAUGGAAUAAAGCAGUUAUGGCAACAAAAUGGUGAUCAUGUAAGUCGUAUAUACGCCGGAACUGGUGCUUUAGGUAGUGGUCGGUCAAAACUACGUGAUGCUCAACGUACAGCUGUUCGAACGAUUCAGCAUAGUUUCUUCGAUAGUGCAAAACAAGAAGCUAUGCAUAUGUUGUUGUCCAAUUCCAGUUUACAAGGAUGGAUGAAACUUGUCGGAGAACAAUAUCUACCUAGACGAUUACUUCAUUCAACACCUAUACUGUUGACUAAUAUUUUACAUCGAUAUCCAGAAUUUAUUCAAAUUCACAAUCUACGCUUAUUUGUUGGUACAUGGAAUGUAAACGGUGGUAAACAUUUUCGUAGUGUUGCUCAUAAGCAUGAAUGUGUUACCGAUUGGUUGCUUGAUUUAGCACAAACUAUUAAUCAAAAAGUCAAUUGGGGUUAUAAAAGCCCUGAUUUUACUGAUUCAGAUGAAUUAAAUAAACCAAUGGAUGUAUUUGCUAUUGGUUUUGAAGAAAUUGUUGAUUUAACUACAUCAAAUAUUGUUGCCGGUUCCAAACCGUCAGCUAAUCAACGUGAUUGGGGUCAGUUCUUACAACGCCAUUUAAAUCGCGAUACUGAUGAACAAGAUUCCUAUCUACUAAUUACAUCAGUCCAAUUAGUAGGUGUAUGUUUAUUUUUAUUUGUUCGUAAACGUCUUGCUGGUUCACUUAGAAAUAUUGCCACUUCAUCAGUUAAAACUGGACUGGGUGGAACUGCAGGAAAUAAAGGGGCUGUAGCAAUACGAUUUCAAUUGGGUGCGACAUCAAUAUGCUUUGUUUGCAGCCAUUUUACAGCCGGUCAAUCCGCUGUUCGUGAACGUAAUGAUGAUUUUCAGGAGAUUUGUCGUCGUCUUAGUUUACCUAAUGGUCGUAAUAUUCUUAGUCAUGAUUAUGUAUUUUGGUGUGGAGACUUCAAUUAUCGUAUUAAUUUGUCAGGUAAUGAGGUCAAACGGUUAACUGCACAAUCUUCUUGGCUUGAUCUCCUACGUUAUGAUCAGUUGACAAUUGAGAAACUAGCUGGUAAUGUUUUUCGUGGUUUUGAAGAAGGCCCCGUCCGAUUUGCACCGACAUACAAAUAUGAUUUAUUUUGUGAUGACUAUGAUACAUCUGAGAAAGCACGUUCGCCUGCAUGGACUGAUCGUAUAUUAUGGCGUCGCGUAAAAUUGACAUUUCCUAAAACGGACGAAAAUGGCAUUGUUUGUAUGCAAAAUAAUUCUCCAAGUAUAAAAUGGAAUCCCGGUCGUUUGUUACUGUACAAUCGGGCGGAGUUGAAAACAAGUGACCAUCGACCCGUGGGAGCGAUAUUCAAUAUAGAAGUUCAUGUGAUUUCACGACAAUCUCGACGUAAAGUUAUUUCAGAUAUUACCGAAGAUUAUGGUCCAAUCAAUGCGACUGUUCAAGUUGAUUUAAAAAUUAUAGAAAGUAAUUCAAAACAGUUAUUAUCCGAAGAUGUUAAACCAUACUUAUUAAAUGAUACAGACUUCUUAGAAAGCCUAAAGUUGAUCGGAUCUUCAAGGGAUGGAACAAUUUUACUGUUACAUUUCCUAGAUCCUCUUACUAUACUAUUGAUUUAUGCCAAUUCUAAACAGGCGUCUAUCGCUGCGGCAUUUUUGGAUAAUUAUAUUAUACCAUGGGAUUCUUCAUCAAACGGACUACCUAAAAUAACUGGUGGUUAUGAAAUUCAUUUAUCCACUUCAUUAUACAAUUCUUCAAAUUGGUUAGAUCGUAUGCAAAGAUUGAUUGAGAUUUCAGAACGUGAAGAAUCUAAUAUAAAUGAUUGUCGAAUACCAGCUGAAAUUUUCAACGCAUUACCUUCAAUAAAGAAAUUAGAUAAACAACUACCUUCUAGAUUUGAUGGCAACAAUGAACAAACUUAUAAUAAUGAUGAUGAAGAUUUCGAAAAUGAUAUGACUAACUUAACUAUCAACCGGGCUGUUGAACCAUCACAACCUCGUAAUCGUCCACCGCCUCCUAGACCAGCUCCACCGUUAAUUAAACAAUCCGUGAAUAUUAGUAGUAGUAUUAGUAGUAAUUAUAGUAAAGAUGAAUUUGAUGAUUAUCCAACUAAUAAUAAUAAUUCAAUUGAUACAAAGAAAGUAAAUAUCUCUCAUCCUUUAUCACAAACUGAUAAUGAAAUUGAUUCCGAAUUUGAUAAAAUAUUUUCUAUUUCUCAUUCUCAAACUAAUUCACCUGUUCAUAAAUUUUCAUCGAAAUUAAAUACUACAAUUUCAAAUGAUUUAUUUACACCUUAUAAUGAUAGUAUUCAUAUGGUUAGCAGUUGUGUAGAUCUUAACUUUCAGGAUAAUUCAAUUUUACAACAUGAUCACAAUAAUAAAAAUCGUAUAUCAUCCACAACUGAUCUUAUUGGACUUGAAUUUGAAAAGACAAAUUCCACUGUCAUUAAUGAUACAACGUCGUCAUUUACUCAUUUGCUUGAUCCAGUUGUUGUUCCACCUCCGUUACCUCAAAGACCAGAAAAUGUUAGAUCAUCACAUUUAGAGCAAUAUUUUAAUCUUUCUCAGAUUCUUGUCAACUUUACAGAAAAAUAAAUAUGACAUAAUAGACGUUGUUUAUUCAACUAUAUCUGCACAUAUUUAAACGGUCCUAGUACCAGUUUAUUUUUUGUUAGAAAACAAACUAAUUUAUCAAUUAACAGAUUUUAUAAUGAAAACUUAUCUAAAGUUGUUAUUUUAUCCUCGUCAUAUUCAGUUCCUGAUGUGUUUUCUUUAAUUCAAAUAUUAAAUUACCGUAUCUAAUAAUGUUCACUGAAUAUUUUCUAAAAGUUUAUAUUUCGAUUUAUUGUCUAACGGUAGUAUGUAAACAUAAUUUUCAAUUAGAAAUGGUUUUACAAAAGAAAUGGAGCUUUUGUACUGACUGACAAUAAAAAUAAAUAUCUACACAAAAUAAGGGUUUCAAUAAAUAAUCAAGAUCAAGGUUAACAGAAUGAACUGUUCAUCAUAUAUGGCGAAAUUCGAGUAACUCACUUUUAUCUAAUAUUUGUUCUGAUAAUGUCCAAAAAGAGAAUGAAUUCUGCUCAAUUAAGCCGCCAUGCUCACAUAUUGAAACUUCGGCAAAAUCGCUAUUCAUAUCAUUAAACAUAUCGCUUACAUCUAUUAUACACAAUCGUCAAAACUUGUUCGACGCUGAGAUUACAUAUGUACUUUUUUAGUAAUUGGAAAGCCUCAUAGUUUCCCAUUAUUGAUAUUCAAAAAUGAAUAAUAAUGGUUAUUAUAGCUCUAUUUAGCUCUAUGAAUUUUGGUACAAUGAAAAAAUCUCAACACCAACUAUAUAAUAUUACAUUACAUAUCUCUGUAACAUAUAUCGAAACUGUUAUUAUUUAUAACAUAUUCCGAAAAUGUUUAUAACAGUCAGUAUCUUUCACCUGUAUCCAGUUACUAAAAUUUUCUACCAGUUCAUUUGCUACAACUGUUUCCACGACUUUCGAUAUAUUUGUAUCUCGUUUUGUUGAUAGAUAGAAAGUAGUCAAGAUCGAGAUCAAUUGAUGAUCCUUUUACUCUUGUAUAUUCUUCACAAAACGGUUCAUCUACAACCAUGAACCAUGACAAGGAUGCCGCACUUAUAAAUUUUGAACCCAUCUCUCCGACACGGGUCGCCCCACAAACGCCUUCAAGACAAAUACCACCUCCGUUACCACCUCGUCUAAAAACUGAAGCAGAAUAAUUUCACAAUCUAAACGCAGAAAUUGGUUAAUCCGAUGACUAGCUUCUGGCUUAUUUAUUCAACAGUUAACAUUAAGAGUUGUGAAUCAACUUAUCAUUAUUAUCAUUCCAAUAUUUUAUAUUUAUAAUUUAAGCUCAUCUGAUGAUAGAAUCGACUGUUUACUUAUAAUUAUUCAACUAAAGUGGUAUUUUUUUUAAUACGAAACGGGUUGUAAAAAUGAACUAAAAACACAUAUUUAUAUCAUGAAUAAAUACAUUUAAAACAAAGGACUG